Messenger RNA from Hyla sarda, 1448 nucleotides. Its product is annotated as T-cell surface glycoprotein CD3 gamma chain-like. The record is from RefSeq and is a predicted model, not a curated record. Gene Ontology annotation, molecular function: transmembrane signaling receptor activity. The transcript is spliced from 7 exons. Bases 425 to 940 code for a protein of 171 amino acids. Gene Ontology annotation, biological process: cell surface receptor signaling pathway; positive thymic T cell selection. Lineage: Eukaryota; Metazoa; Chordata; Amphibia; Anura; Hylidae. Gene Ontology annotation, cellular component: alpha-beta T cell receptor complex; external side of plasma membrane.
UAAAACCUGUUUUUCUAGCUUCUUUGUUCAGAGAGGAAGUUCAGCAGCUCCCUGUUCUGAUGACUUGCGACCCCCCAUUGAGCUGCAUUAUGCUGGGGGCCGUGAUGUCACAAUUUCCCAUAGUUCUGCAGCUUAGCCAGCUCUGUGCACGGCAAGGGAACCUCCCAUGUACAGCUUCAGCCAAUCAUAGAAGCCCCAGUUAGCUGAGCUCACGUGUCUUCAUCUCCUCGGCAGGGAAGCAUCUGACAGCCAGCUCAGUGUUUAUAAGAGCAAGAACGAUGUCCCAAUGUCCCGAGAAGAAGCAGAGGGGGAGGGGGAGAUCCCUGCUUUGCCCUGCACUGAUCACAAUCUGACAGCAGUAAAGGUAGAGAGAAGUCUUCAUUGCUGAUCACUACAGCGUUUACAAUCCAGCUGACACAUCAUCAUGGUCACCUUUCGUUUUUGGCUACUUCUUGGUUUGCUCAUUCAGGGCAUCUUUUCGCAAGAUACAGGGACUGGAAAAAGGCACAUACAGUUGGAAAAAGGUGACCAUUUGCAUGUUAAAUGUAUCGGGGGUUACACACUGAAGAAGAAGAAUGACAACUCCAUAGCAAAUAAUACAGAAUUAUUAUUGAGAUUAUGGGAUGAUCCUCGUGGAGUCUAUUACUGUGAAAAAAAAGAUAAGCCUAUUGAAUCGGUUCAGGUAUAUGUGAGAAGGUGCAUGAACUGCAUAGAACUGGACCCGACCACAAUUGCUGGCUUUAUUGUGGCUGACGCCAUUAUGAUUGGUCUUAUUGCCACGGCUGUAUAUUUUGUUUCUGGUUCAGAGACACGACGUCCAGGACGAGCUUCUGACAAACAGAAUUUGAUUGAGAGAGAUACAGAGUAUCAGGUAUUGGGACGCCGAGAUAAUGAACAGUACAGCCAUCUUGCACCCCGCCCUAAGCGAGGAGGCUUCUGAGAAUCCUCAGCUGUAGUCCUAUUUGUGUCUUCUUAAUACUGAGCACUGUUGUCGCUGCCUUACGUAUAUGUUUUUGACUUAGAGCAAUGGAAAAUAUUCUCUGUUCUUGUCUGUUACUCUGUGUUGAUUAAAUGCAUAAAAACAACGGAAAUCCUGUGGGGUUAUUUAGCUGACUGAGGGGGGAGAAGCUCCCACCUGUGAUCUACAUGUUCAAAGCCAAGCUCGAAAGUCUGAGUGGAAAGGAAAUUAAGACGAGAAAGUAACAGAACGUCUGAGUGCUGAAGAGAGAAAGAAGAGUACAUUGUAAAGGAAAAGGAUGGGAAUACAAUUUUUAAAAAGUUACCACAAAAUGUUUGCAGUAAUAGACGUUUAUACUAGAAUGUGGUUAAUCCAGUUACAGUAUCCCCCAUAAGUGAGUCCAUCCUUCACAUUUUUGUAAAUAUUUUAUUCUGUCUUUUCAUGUGACAACAUUGAAGAAAUGACCCUCUGCUUCAAUGUAAAGUAGUGA